Emiliania huxleyi CCMP1516 is the source of this 1470-nucleotide messenger RNA. RefSeq lists its product as hypothetical. Gene Ontology annotation, cellular component: cytoplasm; actin filament. Gene Ontology annotation, biological process: actin filament polymerization. The transcript is spliced from 5 exons. The record is from RefSeq and is a predicted model, not a curated record. Bases 1 to 1470 code for a protein of 489 amino acids. Lineage: Eukaryota; Haptophyta; Isochrysidales; Noelaerhabdaceae. Gene Ontology annotation, molecular function: microtubule binding; actin binding.
AUGUCCUCGACACUCUGGCCGCUCGCGGGCAACGCGCACGGUGCGUGUCGGGACGCUGCCCUAAACACGCCGGCCAACGACCUGCUUCUCGGCUUGAGCGAGCUCAGUUGCCAGGACGCGUGCGUGGCCGACAGCUUCUGCCACGCCACCGGAUUCAGCAUCCCGGUCGGUUGGGAAAAGGAGUGCAGGCUCUUCAAGUCGCCCGUCGUCCGGACCCUCCCUAUGAGCGGAGUGUCUUGCCGCCUAAAGCCGGGUUCUUCUUCCAGCUACAUCGGCCCAUCGUCAAUGAGCCUGUCCUUCGGCCCGGGCUUGGCGCAAGCUCCCGGCCCACCAACGCCGUCGAGCCCGCCACCUCCACAGCUGCCGUGGGCUAUCCCGCCUCCGCCGCCACCCAGCGCCCUCUCUGCAACGCCGUGGUGGCUGCCGGGACCCGUCACGACGGGACUCACCGGCCAGGCGAGGCCCCGUCCGCCACAUUUGCUGCCGCCACCGUCGCCGCCGCCGAAUUUGCCGCCCCCCACGCCGCCACCACCGCCACCGUCGCCGCCGAAUUUGCCGCCACCCACGCCGCCACCACCGCCACCGUCGCCGCCGCCGAAUUUGCCGCCCCCCACGCCGCCACCACCGUCACUGCCGCCGCUGCUGCCGUGCACAGAGUGUGCGGACGAGCGGAACAAGUGGAUGGCGACCAACUCCUUAACGUGCCACAGUUUUCCCUACGCGUACAUCAAGCUCUGCAAGUGGGAUGCGGAGUGGGCCAUGCAGAAGUUCUGUCAGAGGUCGUGCUUUGACAACGGGGCGGGCUACGGCGAGUGUGCGGACGAGCGGAACAAGUGGAUGGCGACCAACUCCUUAACGUGCCACAGUUUUCCCUACGCGUACAUCAAGCUCUGCAAGUGGGAUGCGGAGUGGGCCAUGCAGAAGUUCUGUCAGAGGUCGUGCUUUGACAACGGGGCGGGCUACGGCGACGAGCCGCCGCAGCUGCCGCCGCUGGACGCCUCUGAAGCCAUCGUCAAAGGGCUCCGGCUCUGGCAGCUGGCGGGUCGAGGCGCAAUGGGCCCGGCGGCGCAGAUUUGGUCGUACGGCUUGGCGGGUGCCGCCACAGGAGUCGCUGCUGGGCUGCUGGGCGUGGGCCUUUGGGCAGGCCUCCUCUGCUGGCGCAGGCGGCCCUACCCUCUCCGCGACCGCGAGACAGAGGGGCGGGCGCCGGCGCACCUCCGGCACACGCAGCUUCAAGAGAGCAUCGCGAUCGCGGAUCAUGACGAAACUGAUCGAAGCAGCCAGCGAGCAUUGACAAUGGCCGAGCCCGUCGACGCCGGCGUCGAAGCAGCUCGCCGCGUGGCCCGCGAGACGGACGAGCUCUGGGCGAGGCAAACCGGCGCAGUCCCACGGGUGCGCGAUCUCAUUGCAAGCAGCGAGGAGCGCUCUGGUGCGCAGCCCGCGCCGCGCCGCUCAUACGGAAAGAGUUGA